CGCGCAGCGGAAGGCCGAGGCGAGGCAGGGGCGCUCUGCGGCGUGCGUCCGUCCGUGGGCAGCGGCCGGCAUGUCUCACGCCACUCCGCUGGCCAAACCCUCCUCCCCGAACAACCCGCGGGUCUUCCUCGAUGUGGACGUGGGGGGCGAGCGAGUUGGUCGAAUUGUAUUGGAAUUAUUUGCCGAUAUUGUACCUAAAACUGCUGAGAAUUUCCGUGCAUUGUGUACUGGAGAGAAAGGUACUGGACCCACAACUGGAAAGCCUCUUCAUUUUAAAGGAUGCCCUUUCCAUAGGAUUAUUAAGAAAUUUAUGAUCCAGGGAGGAGACUUCUCAAAUCAAAAUGGAACAGGUGGAGAAAGUAUAUAUGGAGAAAAAUUUGAAGAUGAAAACUUCCAUUACAAGCAUGAUCAGCCGGGAUUGCUCAGCAUGGCAAAUGCAGGACAGAAUACAAAUGGUUCUCAGUUCUUUAUCACAACUGUGCCAACUCCUCAUCUGGAUGGGAAACAUGUAGUCUUUGGUCAGGUGAUCAAAGGCACGGGUGUAGUAAAGCUUCUAGAAGAUGUUGACGUGAAAGGGGAAGAACCUGUUCAGUUGUGCAUUAUUGCAGAAUGUGGAGAGCUGAAGGAAGGAGAUGACUGGAGAACUUCUCCAGUGGAUGGCUCUGGAGACACUCACCCCGACUUCCCUGAAGAUUCUGAUGUGGACUUUAAGGAAAUUAACCAGAUUGUAUCUGUAGCAGAAGAUAUAAAAAAUAUAGGAAACACAUUCUUCAAAUCCCAGAACUGGGCAAUGGCACUGAAGAAAUACAGCAAGUCUUUAAGAUACAUAGAAGCUUCUCUUAUUGGGGCAGGGAAGGAAGAUACAGCAAAGCUGAAUGCUGCUGCUUUGACCUGCUAUUUAAACAUUGCUGCGUGCAAACUGAAACUAGGAGAGUGGCAAGAUGCGAUUGAUAACUGUGCUAAGGUUCUGGCCCUCGAUCCUACAAAUACCAAAGCACUUUACAGAAGGGCUCAAGCUUUGGAAGCAACAAGAGACUAUGAUCAGGCAUUGGCUAACCUCCAGCAGGCUCAAAGCAUAGCUCCCCAAGACAAAGCUAUCCAAAUGGAAGUACAGAAAAUUAAGCAGAAGAUAAAGAACCAGAAGGAAAAAGAGAAGGCAGCUUAUGCAAAGAUGUUUGCUUAAAUUGUUUUUCCCUCCUUCACUAAUUUUGCAUUUCUGUGCACAAGCAUUGGGUAUUUAAAGAUUAUGGUCAAUAACGAUGCUGUUUACUGUGUUUGGAUCUUUUAAAACCUGCAUAUGAUUUCACAUUUCUUCAGUAAUGAGACAGUAGUCGUUGUAGAAAUAUAGAACACUACUAAAUAAAUUUGAGAAUGAUCAAGCGCAAUGAGUUUGGGGAAAGUUCAAUAAUGCAAGUUUUAGUUCCUUCCGUUUUCCAACUGUCAUUUUUGUUAGUGCAGAUCUCCAAUGCCAUUCUGUGGUUAUUUAAGAAAUAAAACAAGUAAGCGUUCUGUAGACUAUAAUAAAAC
This is a messenger RNA of Eublepharis macularius, 1527 nucleotides long. RefSeq names its product peptidylprolyl isomerase D (gene PPID). Bases 71 to 1183 code for a protein of 370 amino acids. Gene Ontology annotation, molecular function: peptidyl-prolyl cis-trans isomerase activity; protein binding. Gene Ontology annotation, biological process: protein peptidyl-prolyl isomerization; protein folding. The record is from RefSeq and is a predicted model, not a curated record. The transcript is spliced from 10 exons. NCBI's taxonomy places the organism in Eukaryota, Metazoa, Chordata, Lepidosauria, Squamata, Eublepharidae.